UCUCUACAUGAAACACAACAAAUAUUGACUGGGGCUGGGAGUCGAUCAGUUCAGUGGAUUUCAACCUUCAGUUUUCAGCUCAGAAGGACCGUCUGUCUCUCAGCGCUGUUUUAUUGUUUUAUAUGUGUGUGAGUGUGUGUGUGCAGGAAACAUGAGGCGUCUUCUGCUGCUCCUCGGGCUCCUGCUGCUCCAACAGGCCUGCUGCUUUGAGUUUGUGAUAGAUGGAGAAUGGGAGGAGGACGUGUCAGAUAUGCGGGAUCAUCGGGAGAGGCACAAGAGAGCCAUAUUGACCAGCGAGGAGCAGGAAGACUUUGAGGCGAUCCGUGGUGAAGACAUCACGGUGAAGAGCUACAAGGUGGAGAGCCGCAUCACGUCCCGCUUCGCCCACACCACCGUCCGAAGCUCCGUGGUCAACUCGGGCUCCAAGGCCCAGAGCAUCGGCUUCAACGUGCAGAUCCCCAAACGAGCUUUCAUCACUAACUUCACCAUGAAUGUGAACGGGAUCAUAUUCGUGGGCUCGGUGAAGGAGAAGACGGUGGCCAGGAACCUGUACGCCCAGGCCCGAGCCAGAGGCAAGGCAGCGGGCAUCGUCAGGGCCAAUUCCCAGGACAUGGAGACGUUUAAAACAGAAGUGCAUGUUCCUCCUGGCAGUAACAUUGAGUUUGAGCUGCACUACCAGGAGAUGAUGCACAGGAGGCUGGGCGUCUACGAGCACUCGCUGUUCCUGCAGCCUGGGAGGCUGGUGCCUCAGUUCCAGGUGGAUGUGUACAUCUUUGAGCCCAAGGGAAUCUCCAUGGUAGAAACACCGAACACCCUCGGAGAGCAGUUUGUAAAGAAUAUCAAAGUGACCUCGACCAAAGAGAAGGCUCAUAUUGUCUUCAAGCCAAACCUCCAGCAGCAGAGAAAAUGUGACAACUGCACUGGAAGCGCUAUAGACGGCAUCUUCACCGUCAAAUAUGAUGUGACCCGGGACGGCAAUGCCGGAGAACUACAGGUCUCAGACGGCCACUUCGUCCAGUUCUUUGCUCCCUCCAACCUCUCUCCUCUCCCUAAAAAUAUCGUGUUCGUCAUUGACGUCAGCGGAUCCAUGUGGGGAGUCAAGAUGAAGCAAACAGUGGAGGCCAUGCAGGCCAUUCUGGAGGACAUGGCCAUAGAUGACCACUUCAGCAUCAUCGACUUCAACCACAACGUGCGCUGCUGGAACGAAGAGCUGGUGGCCGGAUCCUCCAUUCAGAUCGCAGACGCCAAGAGAUACAUCCAGGACAUCAAACCCAACGGAGGUACCAACAUUAACGAGGCUCUGAUGAGAGCUGUGCAGAUGCUGGUGAGGGCGUCCAAUCAGGGGCUCAUCGACCCCCGCUCCGUCUCCAUGAUCAUCCUGGUGUCUGACGGAGACCCCACCGUGGGUGAGAUCAAGCUGGGCACCAUCCAGAAGAAUGUGAAGCGGGUGAUGAGGGAGGAGUUUUCUCUCUUCUCGCUGGGCAUCGGCUUCGACGUGGACUAUGACUUCCUGGAGCGGAUCGCCAUGGAGAACAGAGGCAUGGCUCAGAGGAUCUACGCCAACCACGAUGCAGCAGAGCAGCUCCGGGCGUUUUACAGCCAGGUCUCCUCCCCCCUGCUGAGGAUGAUCCAGGUUCAGUUCCCGGAGGACUCGGUGUCAGACGUCACCCAGAACCGCUUCGAUAAGUACUUCAGCGGCUCGGAGCUGGUGGUGGCCGGGAAAGUGAAGCCGUCGGAGAGCAACACGCUGACCAGCUUCACCACCGCCCGCGCCGCCCGUCUGGACGUCACCUUUGAGACGGAGGGAGACUUCACGGAGCUGGACACGGAGCUGGCCAAGCAGCAGCACUCCUUCACGGGCUUCGCCAGACAGAUGUGGGCCUACAUCACUGUCAAACAGCUGAUCUCUGAGAGGUCUCUGGCUCCCACUGCGGUGAAGAAGAGGAAGAUCACUCAGAGGAUCAUGGCGCUGGCCGUGGAGCAUCAGUUUGUCACUCCACUCACCGCGCUGCUGGUGGAGAGCGAGGACACCAACGAGAGGCUGCUGGCCGACUCUCCGAAGGACCCCAAACAUGGCUGCUGCUCAGGUGCAGGGUUUGGUGGAGGCUCCUCCUCGGCGCUCAAUCCAGUGAAUGUGGUGUACCAGGCCCCCCCCUGGGUCCAGAUGACCACUAACGCCCCCCCCAGCCAGGCUGUUAAGGGCAGCGAGGAGUACGCCCUGCCUCCAACGGUCAACUUAGUGGAUAACGACCCUCACUUCAUCAUCCACCUGCCCAGCAGCAACAUGGACGUCUGCUUCAACAUCGACUCCGCCCCCGGACACAUCCUCAACCUGGUGACUGACACUGGAACAGGUUUGGUGGUGAACGGUCAGUUGGUCGGCUCUAAGCAGGCGCACAAAGGCAAACUGAGCACGUACUUCGGCACCAUCUCAGUGUACUACCAGCCCGAUGGAGUGAGCCUGACCGUCGGCACCGACAACAUCUCCAUGACCGACGGCCAGAGAAACCACUCCUUCACCUGGGGGACCACGGCUAAAAUCUCACAGGAUGGUGUGAGGAUCUCCAUUGUGAAGAACUCUCAUGUGUCCAUCACGAUAAAUAAUAAUACCCAUGUGAUGGUGUUACUUCACCGUGUGUGGACGAAAAAUCCAGUCAGUGUCGACUUCCUCGGUAUUUACAUUCCCAACGAUAACCAGUACUCCCCUCUGGUGCACGGACUCAUAGGGCAGUUUUCCAGAGAGCCUGAGGUGAGCGUGCACGACAUGCACGAGGGAAUGGACCCUCUGAAGAAGGAGGCCACGAUGGAGGUGAAGGGCAAUACGCUGCUCGUCACCAGGGGCUGGCAGAAGGACUACAGGCGCGAUAAGAGGCUCGGAUCAAGCAUCUACUGCUGGUUCAUUCACAACAGUGGGAAGGGCUUCAUCGACGGCCACUACACCGACUACAUCGUCCCACAUCUCAACAGCUUCCUGCAGGUGCUCUGAGCUGCCAGAGACACAUUCAAGUACCAUGCUCAUCUAUAGGGCUGCACUAUUAAUCCAAAUGUUAUCCAAAUCAAAAUAUGGACUAGUGCAAUAUUACAAUCACAGGUAGCACAGUAUUUGUAAAAGGCUAAGAAUGUGUUCUACAGAUUUAUAAAACAUAUUUGUUUGGUACAGAUAUCACACCAAAAUCAUUUAAUAUUUGUUCAAUAUUAAGAAUCAUAAUUAGAACAUGACAAAUCUCUCUAAUAUUAUGAAUAAUGUUGCAAUUGCAAUAUUAUUCAUAACAUUAGAGAGAUUUGUCAGUCAAAACAAGUCAUCUUUUCCAGAUCUUUCCACAGUGCUAUUAACACCCAUUUAGAAAGAGUGAAAACAGGAGGUGUGGGGCACAGUGGGUUGUGCGUUGGUGUUCGGAUCAGGGGGUCACAGGUUCAAACCCCGCUGCAGUCAGCAUGUCGUUUUGUCCCUGGGCAAGACACUUCACCCCAAAUUGCUCCUGUGGAGAUUGCCCACAGUACUGAGUAUGUAAGUCGCUUUGGAUAAAAGCGUCUAACGAGUGACAUGUAAUGAAAUGAGUAAAUAGAAAGGGAAGACGAUCCUUUUCCCCAUUGUGGUUUUUAUGAAUCUAUAUUUCCUGAUUUUUCAUUUUGUAAUUAUAAGUCCGGGAUGGUUGAUAUGGCCAAAGUCUAUAUAGCAUUUUAUAUUCAGUAAAUUCAAUUAAUACACUGCAUCACAUUUGAUUAUUUUCUUUUAUAUACAUCAUAGAAGACAACACAAGUUAAAAGACAAAUACAUUAUUUUCCAAAUGAAAGCUUUAAGGUUCCUGAGGACAAUCAUUUGAGGUGUAACAGGUUUUAAAGUUAACGGAAGCAAAUGAAUGCCAAUCUGUGUUAAUUCAGUGAAUUAAUAAAAUAAAAGUUAAUUAACCAAGGAAAAAAGACUUUUCCUGCAGGUUUUACUUACAUUUCAUUUAAAAAAGCUCACAAAUUACUGUGCAACCAGAAUGCUUUGUCCCCCUUGUUUAAAAUGUAAUUCUCCUCCAUUUCUGCCCAAAUCAUGGAUAUAUAUAAUUGCAGGAUCUCCAUUGGUUGACACAUUUCUAUCAUUGUACUGAUUCUUCAUUAUAUCCCCCAAUCCUAUUAUAAAUGUUUGAUUCCUAAUUAUAAAAAAAAACACCAUAAAGUCACUUUUUGUUCAAUUUAUUAAGACUAAAUGUACAUUUGCAAUGCUAAGAUCAACUUGAACAUCCGAUACAAAAUAAAAAACAAAUUGAACACA
This is a messenger RNA of Gymnodraco acuticeps, 4261 nucleotides long. RefSeq names its product inter-alpha-trypsin inhibitor heavy chain 2 (gene itih2). Gene Ontology annotation, biological process: hyaluronan metabolic process. The transcript is spliced from 21 exons. Bases 152 to 2986 code for a protein of 944 amino acids. Lineage: Eukaryota; Metazoa; Chordata; Actinopteri; Perciformes; Bathydraconidae. Gene Ontology annotation, molecular function: serine-type endopeptidase inhibitor activity. The record is from RefSeq and is a predicted model, not a curated record.